This is a messenger RNA of Phyllotreta striolata, 312 nucleotides long. The record is from the annotation of a GenBank genome assembly. Lineage: Eukaryota; Metazoa; Arthropoda; Insecta; Coleoptera; Chrysomelidae.
AUGGACGACAGGAAAAGUAGAGGAACAGUAGAGGAACUAACUGUGAAGGAAUCCAAAUGUUCAACUCCAACUAUAGUGCAGCAACCAUCCAGUAGCAGUAUAGUAGAGGCUCAACAAAACAGCAUCCAUCCAACAGCAUUCAACGACUCAACAGAGGCUCAUUGUCAGAUCAAUAGUGGCAGUCCCACUCCAACAGAGAACCCGUCGGCCAGAAGCAGCAAACAGAAAAAAGUGCGUGAAGAGAUUGACGUUUCAAGUGAAAAAGUGCGCGGAGAAAGCAAAGUGAAGAAGUGCGUCAAAGUAAAAGAGUGA